This is a messenger RNA of Rangifer tarandus platyrhynchus (Svalbard reindeer), 903 nucleotides long. The record is from the annotation of a GenBank genome assembly. Lineage: Eukaryota; Metazoa; Chordata; Mammalia; Artiodactyla; Cervidae.
AUGAAGAGUGACCCCGCGACCUCCGCAGCCCCCCUGAGGGCGCUCGGGGGCGCCCUGCGGAGCAGCGAGCCCGUGCGUGCCGCCCCGGCCCCGUCGGCGGCCGCGCUUUUGCUGGAGGAGGCGGCCGACCUGCUGGUGGUGCACCUGGACUUCGGCGCGGCGCUACGCACUUGCGAACGCGCCUGGCAGGGCCUGGCGGAGGAGCCGGCGGGCGCCUCCUUGGAGGUGAAAUGCUCUCUGUGUAUUGUGGGCAUCCAGGCCCUGGCAGAAAUGGAUCGGUGGCGGGAAGUCCUGUCCUGGGUUCUUCAGUAUUACCAGGCUCCUGAGAAGCUUCCCCCCAAAGUCCUGGAACUGUGCGUUCUUUUAUACAGCAAAAUGCAAGCGCCGGGAGCCGUGGCGGAUGGCAUUCGUGCUUGGCUUCAAGACCCUGACAACCAGGGCCUUCCAGAGUACAGAUCCUUAGCAGAACUUCACCUGCAGCGGGUGCUGCUUCCUCUGGGCCUCCUGUCAGAGGCUGAAGAGCUGGUGGUGGGCUCUGCGGCCUUCAGCGAGGAACAGCGGCUGGACGCGCUUCAGGCCAUUAGUGCAGCGAGGCAGCAGCAGACACAUGGGCACUCUGGCUCUGAGGAGACGCGGACACUAAACCAGGAAGACGCCUCCUCCCACAAGUUCCUGUCACUACUGACGUUGCUGCGCCAGCUUUGGGACUCUGCAGUCAGCCACUUCUUUUCUCUGCCCUUCGGUAAGAGCCUGCUGGCUGCCUUGCUCCUCUGCCUCCUGGUGCUGAGGUUUGAUCCAGCGUCUCCCCGCUCCCUGCCCUUCCUCUACAAGCUGACUCAGAUCUUCCAGCGGAUCCGCGAGGCCGUGUCUCCUCCUCUCUGCCAGCUUCCCAUCCAGCACUGA